GUGCGUCGGUUGGACACGGCGCGAACUCUGCGGCUCACACACACACACACGGUGCUGUCCCAGUGUCACGUGCCGUGUUGUUUUGAUUUGUAUUUUCACUUCAUUACUCGUUGAAGUCGCGGCGGCUCGGCUCGGUUCGGCUCGGCUCGGUUCGGCUCGGUUCGGCUCCGUCAUGUCCAGUAUCCAGCUGCUCAGGGUGCUCGUCAACGAGCGACUGUCCGCGGCCGCGGAGGAAAUCUUCGAGGCUGUGAGAAAAACCAUCGCGGGCUACGAGGAGGAGAUCGUGCAGUCUAAACAGGAGAUCCGACGGCAGCGCACGAUGCUGCGGGGCGUCUUGGACCGGGAUCGGGGAGCGAACAGACCCGCAGAGCCGCCACAGCUGGCGCUCUCUGUCUGGAACGAGGACUUUCCCUCUGAUCAGCAGCAGCAGGGCGGUCAACGUGAGCCGGACUGGACCUGGGCUGUGGAAGAGGACGACCAGGAGUCCCCGCACGCCAAGAGGAAUCAGGAGGAGGGGCUUCCCAGCAGUCAGGAGGAAGAGGAGGAGGAGGAGGAGAAGAACUCCAUCAAGUUCAUAUUCAUGCCUCCUUAUGUGAAGAGCGAGCUGGAACCUCUGAAGUCUGACUAUCAGGGAGCUGAGGGAGAAGAUCCUCUGCCGAGCACUUCAGCCGAGCACGACACCACCAAGAUGGAGGACAGUGAUGCCGCCUCCUCUGGCUGCUCUGCAGCUGAACACGACGACAGCGAGGAGGAGUGGGUGGCCAGCGCGGGGUCUCAGAGUGACGACAGUGACGUCAAGGGCAAACGCAAAAGAACCAAGGGGGGUCCUCAGGUACUGACGUCUCCAAAACUGAGUCUGACCAAAAAAAACAAAUCGCGGAUCUGUUGUAAGGUCUGCUUGAAGGCCUUCCACGCCACCGUCUCCCUGGUCAACCACAUGGAAUCUCACCCGAAGGACGUCUGCGGCGUCUGCGGGGAGCAUCUGGAGACGGAGGACGGCUUCAACGCUCACGUGAAGACGCACGUGAAGGCAGAAAUAUGCAGCGUCUGCGGGAAGUGUUUCCUGGGAUCGAAGCCUUUAGAGACGCACAUGCGGAUCCACACGGGGGAGAAGCCGUUCAACUGCAGCGAGUGCGGAAAGUCUUUCAACUGUCAUCACAACAUGAUGCGACACAUCCGGAUUCACACGGGCGAGAAGCCGUACGCCUGCGCCGUCUGCGGCAAGUGCUUCAGCGACUACACCACGUCCAAACGCCACAUGAUGAUCCAUCUGAACAAGAAGAACCCGGACUCCAACAAUGCACCUGCCAGAGAGGACAAGAACGGCGACGUCCGCGACGCCAAUCCGCUCAAGACUUUGUCCCCGAAGAAACAGCAGAGUCAGACCAUAUGUGAAGUGUGUGGAAAAAUGUUCCACUCCGUGGUUUCCCUGGUAAAUCACGCUAAAAGUCACGCCACGGACCUGUGCGGCGUCUGUGGGACACAUUUCGAUUCAGAGGAAAACCUCAAACUUCACCUGAAAACGCACAAGAACGGGAAGGUGUGCGACGUGUGCGGCAAGUGUUUCGACAGCAGAGCGAGUCUGGAGACGCACAUGCGGAUUCACACCGGCGAGAAGCCGUUCCUCUGCAGCGAGUGCGGCAAGUCCUUCAACUGCCGCCACAACAUGAUACGACACAUCAGGACGCACACGGGCGAGAAGCCGUACCUGUGCAACGUGUGCGGCCGCUCCUUCAGCGACCAGUCCUCGCUCAAACAUCACGGCAGCACGCACACGCGGGACAAACCGUACCGCUGCGACGUGUGCGGCAAAGGUUUCCACCGGAAGACGUACGUGAAGCUUCACAUGAAGAGCCACACCACUGCCAAGUGACUGUUGCCAUGGAAACAUGGUGAAACAUGUAGAUACAGAAAAACAAUAAAAGGCUUCUGUCGC
Solea solea (common sole) is the source of this 1936-nucleotide messenger RNA. Its product is annotated as gastrula zinc finger protein XlCGF57.1-like. Gene Ontology annotation, biological process: regulation of cytokine production; negative regulation of transcription by RNA polymerase II; regulation of immune system process. The record is from RefSeq and is a predicted model, not a curated record. Lineage: Eukaryota; Metazoa; Chordata; Actinopteri; Pleuronectiformes; Soleidae. The transcript is spliced from 2 exons. Bases 173 to 1873 code for a protein of 566 amino acids.